AUGUACGGGAACGUCGAGACAGCGCUGGACAAAGCCUGGGGACCCGGGGAAGGCUGUCCCCUCCCGGACGAGGAUCCCUACGAGCCCCUGGACCCCUCCCCCAGCCCGGGGCCGCCCCCCAAGGCUCGCCCCUCCCCCCCCGGGGUGGCCUUGGUGACCCCCAGGGUGGCCCCGGUGGCCUUGGUGGCCCUGGUGGCGCUGUUGGUGACAUUGCUGCUGGCGCUGGGGACAAUCGGGGCGCGGCGCAUCUCGGCCCUGGAGGCCGCCCUGGAGGUCGAGAAGGCGAAGGAGCCGCCAAGACCCAUCGCCUCCAGCUCCUUCCUGCUCUACAACCAGCACCACUCCGGCUGCGUGGAAGCCUCGGGCUCCUUCCUCACCGUCACCGCCUGCGCCCCGUCCUCGCCGGCCCAGCUCUUCCAGUGGCUCCCGGGCGGCCGCCUGCGCCACUUGGCCACGGGGCUGUGCGUGGGGGUCUCCGAAGCCACCCCCGGCAUCCUGGUGAUGCUGCGGCCGUGCCGGGAGAACUCGGAGCUGCAGCGCUGGAAAUGCGGCCAGGGCGCUCUGCUGGCGUUGGCCGCCACCGUGGCCGGCACCGCGCUGCACUUCAACUUCGGCCACGAGGUUCGGCGCCGCGUGGUUCUCUACGAGGGCAGCGGCAACUGGAGCCGCUGGCUCGUGUACGGCACCAAACGGGAUGUCUGCUCCUGGGCAAAUCGCCCGCCCUGCUCCAAGGGCUGGCGCUAUUUCCGGAAUUCCUGUUAUUUCUUCUCCCAACUCGAGGCUUCCUGGGACAAUUCCCAAAUUUUCUGCUCGGCUUUGGGGUCGCAGCUGCUCGAGGUCGACGACACCAAGGAGAAGAUCCAUGUCCAGUCCCACCUCCAGGGCCCGGCCUGGCUCGGGAUUCGGUAUCGGCGCCAGGAGGGGACCUGGAGGCGCCAGAAUGGGACCGCGGUGACCCCAAACACCAGCUGGUGGCACCGGGACGAGCCCAAUCCGGAGAAUUGUGCGGCUGUGAGGCCGGACGGGCUCUGGGCCGAUUAUCCCUGUGAGACCACCCGGGGCUGGGUGUGUGAGGGACCCCCCUGACCCCAAAACCCCGGGAAUUCACCCCAAAAUCAAC
Molecule: messenger RNA, 1120 nt
Organism: Catharus ustulatus (Swainson's thrush)
Lineage: Eukaryota; Metazoa; Chordata; Aves; Passeriformes; Turdidae
Product: macrophage mannose receptor 1-like
Exons: 7
Coding region: 1-1086 (361 amino acids)
Source: RefSeq, a predicted model, not a curated record